AUGUUAGUGGUGGGAUUAACAGGUGGAAUUGCUUGUGGUAAAAGCACGGUGUCGAGGAGAUUGAGAGACAAGUAUAAAUUACCUAUUGUUGAUGCGGACAAGAUUGCUAGGCAAGUAGUGGAGCCAGGCCAAAACGCAUAUGAUCAAAUUGUGGCAUACUUUGACGACAAAAUACCCGAUUUACUAUUAGAAGAUGGAAAUUUAAAUCGUGGGGCCCUUGGCAAGUGGGUUUUCAGCCAUAAAGACGACUUAAAAGCCCUAAACGGAAUAACGCAUCCUGCGAUAAGGUAUGCUAUGUUCAAGGAAAUUGGCUACUACUAUUUGAAGGGAUACAGAAUGUGUGUGUUGGAUGUACCGCUUCUGUUUGAAGGAAAUCUGGAUUCAAUAUGUGGAGUUACUAUAAGCGUAGUUUGCGGAUCCCAAUUGCAACUAGAAAGAUUAAUGAUAAGGAAUCCUGAGCUCAGUGAAGAAGAUGCGAAAAAUAGGCUCGAUAGCCAAAUGAGUACUGAGGAAAAAAAGAAGAAGUCAGAUUAUAUCUUGCAAAAUGACGGCACAUUGAUUGAUUUAUACGAACAAAUUGAAAGCGUCAUAAAAAAAAUUCAACCAAGUAAAUUAAGAACUGUUCUGGAGUAUUUUCCACCUUUUGGUGUCGUAAGUGCCAGUAGUAUCGUUAUGUCGAGGUUACUGAUGAAGAAACUUCAAAAUAAGAAGUCUUCAGCCGUAUAG
Molecule: messenger RNA, 726 nt
Organism: Saccharomyces kudriavzevii IFO 1802
Lineage: Eukaryota; Fungi; Ascomycota; Saccharomycetes; Saccharomycetales; Saccharomycetaceae
Gene: CAB5
Product: putative dephospho-CoA kinase
Exons: 1
Coding region: 1-726 (241 amino acids)
Biological process (GO): coenzyme A biosynthetic process
Molecular function (GO): ATP binding; dephospho-CoA kinase activity
Source: RefSeq, a predicted model, not a curated record